AAUAUCUCCAAAGCCGUUAGCAAUUUAAGAUAUCGUCUCAUAGGUUUAAAGAAAAUUAGUGGCAACAGACCAUGGCUAAUGCGUUUGCAUUAUUCCUUCUAGUUGUAAUAACAACUUCGGUUUUGGAAGCUCAUGGAUCUACGUUUUCCCAGCCAAUGAAUACACAGCAUGGAUAUUGCGAGGGACGGGCGUUUGGCCGUAUUGCAGUAGGUGAAGUCGGUUAUGACGAUACCAAUUGCUUGAAGUAUACUUGCAGUCCAUGGGAAAUUAGUGGUGAAGGGUGCAGUAAGGUUCAAUCGCCUGAGGGUUGUCAACUUGUUAAAGGUUCGGGCCAUUUCCCAGAUUGCUGUCCGAAAAUGCAGUGCAGUUAAUCGCUUCUUGAAGACGUAUAAAUUGUAACUAGCUUGCUACAAUCUAAAAGGAAAUAAAUGUAAUACAGUUCAAA
Stegodyphus dumicola is the source of this 445-nucleotide messenger RNA. Its product is annotated as toxin-like protein 14. NCBI's taxonomy places the organism in Eukaryota, Metazoa, Arthropoda, Arachnida, Araneae, Eresidae. The record is from RefSeq and is a predicted model, not a curated record.